GGCUCGUCAUCUCCGUCUCGUUAGUCGGCCGCAAAGCCUAAACGUCGAACGUAUUAACGCGUGCAACGCACUCACCGGUCGCGCGCGCGAUAGACGGCAAGUUUGAAAAAGAUUCGUACGGUUCUACGUCGACGUUCGCAGACACAUCGCGGUGAAAAGAAAAGUAGCGCACCGAAAUUUCGUCGUCCGUCAUAGUGCACGUAUACGCACAAACGGUCCGGACGAGUUGUGAUUUCGAUUUGUUUUCCGUAAACUCGGUGGAUUCGCGUGUUUCCCGUUAGAUUUCCCGUUCGCCGUUACUCGUUUUUCGCAGCGGUCCGCGCACCACGCGAUCUCUCACCGUCUCACCGCGUAACUGCGCGCGUCCGCGCCGUGCGUCGCGUUCACACAAUGCUGCAGUCGUCGCGCUGCAGCAUACGCGAUUGAGUCGAAUGAAUGCGCAACAGCUGCAGUGAUGUUGAUCGGCAGCGGCACCGGCAACUUCGGGACCUUCAACGUGGACCAUCCGGGCAGCGGCGGCGGCGGCGUCGGGCUGCUGCAGGGAUCGCCUCAUCAUGCGAGUACGGCCAGCCAACCCCCGCAACACUCGCCGCCCGGUUCGUCGUCCGGAGGCGCGUCCGGCGGCAUAGGCAGCGGCGGUAGCGGUGCGAGCAUGACGCCGCUGUUGCCGUCGUUCGGGUUCACGCAGGAGCAGGUGGCUUGCGUGUGCGAAGUGCUCCAGCAGUCCGGUAACAUCGAGCGGCUGGGCCGGUUUCUGUGGUCGUUGCCCAGCUGCGACAAGCUGCACAAGCACGAAAGCGUGCUCAAGGCCAAGGCGAUCGUGGCGUUCCACCGGGGCAACUUCAAGGAGCUGUACCGGCUGCUGGAGAGCAACCAAUUCUCCGCGCACAACCACCCCAAGCUCCAGGCGCUCUGGCUGAAGGCGCACUACGUGGAGGCCGAGAAGCUCCGCGGCCGUCCGCUAGGCGCCGUCGGCAAGUACCGCGUGCGCCGCAAGUUCCCGCUACCCCGGACCAUAUGGGACGGUGAGGAGACCAGCUACUGCUUCAAGGAAAAGUCCAGAAUGGUGCUGCGCGAGUGGUAUGCCAGCAACCCUUACCCUAGCCCUCGGGAAAAGCGCGAGUUGGCCGAAGCCACCGGACUCACCACUACUCAGGUGUCCAACUGGUUCAAGAACCGUAGGCAAAGGGACCGGGCGGCUGAGCAAAAAGACGGAAUGUCUGGUAGUCGGAGCCCCACAGGUAUGGGUGAUGGAUGCGAGAAGAUGGUCGGUCCCCCGUCAAAUUUGGACUCCAGUUCGUCCGAAUCGAUCGACGGUGACAUCAAAUCACACAUACAUCUACUGCACAAGCCCAGCGCGAUAUCGUUCGGGCACUCCAUGAUCACCAGUCAGGACCAUUUGUCCAACCACGAGAUGAUGUUCGGUGGCACAGGAGAAAUCAAACCGUCCAUGUCCGGCGGCGGCGGCGGCGGUGGCAGUGGCGGUGGCGGUGUGUCAAUGAUGGCCAAUUCGGCGGCCGCGGCAGCGGCAUACCAUCAUCAGUCCCAGCUCAUCAGCAGCGGCGGCGUAGUCGGUGGAUUCGGAUCGCCCAUCGGCAGUCGCCCCUUGAUCACCACUGGCGGCAUUGGCAACGGUGACCACCACCAUCACUUACAACAGAUCGCCUCCGGUCAUCCCGCUGACCCUUCGCUGCUUCACGACUAUCAUUCCUUAUGACAGUGGGUGUCUGGCUACAACGGUGGCCAGCAAUAAUAACACACGUACACACACAAAUACAAGUGCAAAUAUACGUACACACACAAACACACAUACACACGUGCAUAUACAAACAUACUAACGUACACACACGCACAUGCUCGGAAGAAAAAAAAUGGCGGUUGGUUAGACAUUUAAGUAAUUAUAUACAUAAAAUGUACAUUUUUUUCUAUUUAAAUCGUUUAAAUCUGAUAAAACAACGUUUAACCUGUAGAAAACGGUCAACAGAAAUAGCUUACACUAUUUUAUUAUAUGUAUUCGGUAAUUACGUACCGUAUUGCUCCGCAAGUGCAUAAUAUAUAUAAUGAUCCAUCUUGAUAUGUUGUUAAACGCAGCGAUGGUGAAUCUUUAUGUAAGCUCAUGCGUAAUUUCACUGACACGUUGAUUUAAAUAUAAUUCAUGAUUAUAUUACACCUUGUAAACGAAAAAAAAAAUAAAGAAUAAUUACUGAUGAUCACACUGACACGCCUUUUUCGGUAAAAAUUCAAAUAUUUUUUUACACAGACAAGUUUCGCUACCCCUGGCAUAAAUCGUUUAUUUGUAAAGGUUUAUAUUAUAUUAUCACGAGUGAUAUGUUGAAAUUGUACAUAGUAACAAACAUUAAAUAAGUUAGUCGACCCAGACGUAUUAUUGUAUUAGUCGACCUCAAGCAGUUGGCUGCACUCCGCAAGAAUUGUAGUACAGUUCGUGCAGUUCGGGCACUGCAGUUGAGUGCAUCAUCCGUAUAAUGCAAUAAAAUAAACAACGCAGUAAUAUACACACAGUUUGUUUUGUAAAUACCAUUAUUAUUAUGUAUUAUUAUUAUUAUUAUUGUUAAUGUACGCUCCUUCAACAAUAGUCACUUCCUUAGUCACUUACACAUUAAUGGUACGGUUAUAAUUCAAACUUUUUCAGUUUAUAAUAUACU
Messenger RNA from Sipha flava (yellow sugarcane aphid), 2663 nucleotides. RefSeq names its product homeobox protein six1-like. The record is from RefSeq and is a predicted model, not a curated record. Gene Ontology annotation, cellular component: transcription regulator complex; nucleus. The coding region runs from base 455 to 1717 and encodes 420 amino acids. The transcript is spliced from 3 exons. Gene Ontology annotation, biological process: regulation of transcription by RNA polymerase II. Gene Ontology annotation, molecular function: DNA-binding transcription factor activity, RNA polymerase II-specific; RNA polymerase II cis-regulatory region sequence-specific DNA binding. NCBI's taxonomy places the organism in Eukaryota, Metazoa, Arthropoda, Insecta, Hemiptera, Aphididae.